Cyprinus carpio (common carp) is the source of this 2264-nucleotide messenger RNA. RefSeq names its product translocating chain-associated membrane protein 1. Gene Ontology annotation, cellular component: endoplasmic reticulum membrane. NCBI's taxonomy places the organism in Eukaryota, Metazoa, Chordata, Actinopteri, Cypriniformes, Cyprinidae. The record is from RefSeq and is a predicted model, not a curated record. Gene Ontology annotation, biological process: SRP-dependent cotranslational protein targeting to membrane, translocation; protein insertion into ER membrane.
CGCUUCACGGCUUCCGGCACACGUCGUACGCGGAUGUGAGCGCAGCAGGGCUUCGAUGACUGAGUAGAGUGGAUUUCCCCGAGAUCUGCUUCACCUGCGCGUCUCUGCCCUGAUCAGGAGCCUUUGUCCCCCGCGAGAGAAGAGCGAUGGGCUUCCGAAAGAAGAGCAAGAGUCCGCCCGUGCUGAGCCACGAGUUUGUGAUCCAGAAUCACGCGGAUAUGGUGUCGUGUGUGGCCAUGAUCGUCCUGCUGGGGCUCAUGUUUGAGGUGACAGCAAAAUUUGCAAUUAUGUUCAUCACAGUCCAGUAUAAUGUCACACAAAGCCUGGAUACAGAUGCAGAGGACAAGCCUGAGUCUGUCAACUACUACAAAUACGGUCCCAAGGACAUCGCCACGGUCUUCUUUUACCUGCUCAUUGCCAUAAUCCUUCAUGCCCUGAUUCAAGAGUACAUACUUGACAAAAUCAAUCGUCGGCUGCACUUGUCCAAAACGAAGCACAGCAAGUUCAAUGAGUCGGGACAGCUGGCCACCUUCUACUUGUGCUCCUUCGUUUGGGGCUGCAGCAUCCUCACCAAUGAGGAGUUUGUGACAAAUCCCACUUUUCUCUGGGAAGGCUAUCCUCAUAUCCACAUGGCCUUCCAAGUGAAGUUUUUCUAUAUCUGUCAGAUUGCCUACUGGUUCCAUGCUCUUCCUGAGCUGUAUUUUCAGAAAGUACGAAAGGAGGACAUUCCACGUCAACUUUACUACAUUUGCCUUUAUAUAUUUCACAUCACUGGUGCCUACGUCCUUAAUCUCCACCGCCUGGGUCUGGUUCUUCUGGUGCCGCAUUAUCUGGUAGAGCUGCUCUUCCACGCCUCACGACUCUUCUACUUCAGUGAUGAAAACAAGCAGAAGGGGUUCACGCUGUGGGCUCUGCUGUUUGUCAUCACCCGCCUCCUGACCCUCACCGUUUCUGUCCUGACGUUUGGUUUUGGCCUGUCCCGCACUGAUAAUCAGGGAUUCUCUUUAGCAGAGGGAAACUUCAAUGUGCUGACUGUCAGGAUGACAUGCCUGUCAGCCAUCUGCCUGACCCAGGCCUGGAUGAUGUGGAAAUUCAUCAAUUUCCAGCUGAAGAAGUGGAGAGAACAAUCUCAAAUCCAGGCCAUCAAGAAGAAAGCUGUCAGCCCGAAAAGCAGACCCAGCAAGAAGGACUCUCGGGGGGGUUCAGUCAAUGGAGUCAUGAAACCAGAUGACAAGACAUCGCCAAGAGCAAGAAAAUCUAAAGCCUCGUAAGAGCAAACCGAGAGCAGGUGUCCAAAAUGUGAUGCUCUGUUUCCACUCUGAACUUUAGAAGAGAAACAGAUUUGAUAACUAAGAAAAGAACCACAGGAACAAACUAAGGAACUUAGUUGUACGGCAUGGUUCAGGUUUUAUUUGUCUCCUGUUUUUCCUGUCUGCAUCUUUAAAAUGAACUCUAGAUUUAUAAUCAAUCAUUAUAUCCAUAUGCUUAUGACUUUUAGCAAGACUGAGAGGUUUUCUGAGGGUUUUGUGAGUGACGUGAAGGGAAGAUGUUGCACUUCGCUCGCUCAUUGAGUUGUGUGGUUUAAGUCCAGGAUCUGCACGACAGAAAUGUUUCUGAAGCAUUUAUUUGACCCUGAACACAGUUAAACCCUAUUCAACGUGAUUUCUGCGCUUCUUAUGAAACACACGGUGUGGACCGAAGCGCUUGAGAAGUGUCUUUUGUUAACUGUUCACCUUUAGCCCCUCAGUCCUGUAUGCUACUAUGAAGCUCAGUGAGAAACCCCACGAUGAAGAGGCUGAGGUGGCGAUGGACUGCUACACCACUCAUUUUUACGUAGCUUUGAAAUGACCUGAGCUGUGUGAUUUUAUAUUUCGUACUGAAUUUAGUGUCCCGUUUGCGUGUGAAUGUUGUUGUUCAAGGAGAAUCGUUUUAUAAUUGUUUGUAGUGACAAUGUUUGAGGUGGAGCUGUUUGUGAGAGCGCCAUCUGAAGGCUUGGAUGAUGCAGUGUUGGACUGUGGUUGAGGUGAUUAGAUGAUGGCUUGGAUGAUCUAUUUCUUUAAGGAUUGAUAGGCCUUUCUUGUAGAGGGGUUCACAUGCUUACCCAGAACUAUUAAAGAGCCUAACUGGCCAAGUUUGGGAGAUGGUCCUCACUGCAGAACACAAGAUCCAGGGGGCGUGGUUGGAUCCAGAACCAACUCCUCCCACCUUACAUAUACCUUAACCUACCCGUCUCCACCCACUGAUCCCUAAACCCACCCAUCUCC